Tachyglossus aculeatus (Australian echidna) is the source of this 1855-nucleotide messenger RNA. RefSeq names its product erythroferrone (gene ERFE). NCBI's taxonomy places the organism in Eukaryota, Metazoa, Chordata, Mammalia, Monotremata, Tachyglossidae. The coding region runs from base 89 to 1132 and encodes 347 amino acids. Gene Ontology annotation, molecular function: hormone activity. The transcript has 8 exons. The record is from RefSeq and is a predicted model, not a curated record. Gene Ontology annotation, biological process: negative regulation of gluconeogenesis; positive regulation of D-glucose import across plasma membrane; positive regulation of insulin receptor signaling pathway.
UUUAUCAGGAUUCCCUCUCCCCCACUGAGGAAACCUCAUGUGCCCCGCUGAGGGGAAGGACCACAUCCCCGGAACUCCGUGUUGAAGGAUGGCCGGCUCCUUCCCGCCCAGAGGCUGGCUCGUGUUACUGUGUGUGGGGUUUCUGGCAGUGGUCUCGUGUGUUGGCUCUGUGGAGGCUGAGAAACACGGAAGUAGACAGAGCCGAGAGAAGAAAUCUCAAUGGAAUGAAUUUCCCACAGACCAGGAGGAGAGCAGCCUACCUCUUUCGGCGUCCAACGAUCCGGAAACUGUCACCGAGAGGACACGCAGCAUUGACCCUCGGGAUGCCUGGUUGUUGUUUGUCAAACAGUCAAACAAGGGGGUGAACGGCAAGAAAAGGAGCAGAGGGAAAUCCAAAAAAUUCAAGCAUGGGCUUCCAGGGCCACCAGGCCCGCCUGGACCCCAGGGACCACCAGGACCCUUGAUCCCACCUGAGGAAUUGCUGAAGGAAUUCCGGCUCCUGUUGAAAGGGGCCGUGAAGCAGCGGGAGAGGAUGAAUUUUCCGGCCUGUGAGGACUGCCUGGAAGCGGAGGAGGAGGAGGAGGAGGGAGGCCAGGAACCGGCGGAGGAGGCUGAUAUAUUGGCGCUGGUCACGGGCCCCCUGGCCGAGGGCCGGCGGCCGCAGCACCACGUCGAGGCGGCCUUCCACUGCCGGGUCAGGAGGAACAUCUCCAUCGAGCGGAGGUCACUGCAGGAGCUCCAAGUCUACUAUAUUCCUGAGAAGGAGGGAUCAUUCCACCGUGGUCUGGGCCUGAACCUCACCAGUGGUCAAUAUACAGCCCCCGUCGCCGGCUUCUACACUUUUUCGGCCACCCUGCACAUUGUGCACGGGGAGCACCAGAGGAAGGGCCAGCCGCGGGCCCGGGACCGCCUGCGAGUGCUGAUCUGCAUCCAGUCACUUUGCCAGCGCCAUGUGUCUCUGGAGACAGUGACCGGCCUGGAAAGCAGCAGUGAGCUCUUCACCAUCUCCGUGAAUGGAAUCCUGUAUUUGCAGGCCGGACAGUACGCCUCCGUCUUCAUAGACAACGCCACGGGAUCAUCGCUCGUCGUCCGCAGCGGCUCCGACUUCAGCGCCGUUCACCUGGGGAUGUGAGCACCCCUCGUGCACGGCGGCGGGGGGGGGGAUUCUUCCCCCCCAUCCGAACUCUCCCUCCCCUCACCCAAAAAACCCGUGCAGCCCUCUUGGGCAGGUGCUGGGAGGGGUAGCCCGGUGGCUACCACCGGAGCCCCAUCUGAGGGCCAGCGGCCACGGCCUCCCGCCAAGAGUUGGGCCAGGCUGGCCCCGAAGAAGAGACACUGUGGCUGUAAAACGAUUUGAACCCUCCUUCUUGAAAAUGAUUUUACGGGGAAGAAACCUUACCUCGUUCUGGAAAUCCUACUCAUCCCUGGACCCAACCAGCCCUACAGUUCGGUGAAACUCACCUAUUUUCUCCCCCGCUGGACUCCGCUGGCUUCCAUGCGGGGAACCUGAGUUUGGGCCCGGGAGUCAGAGCAGGUUGCUAAAUUGACCUCAUUGCUCAGACCUGCUUUGCUUUAGCUUCCCCCCCUUCUCUGGCUGGUCUAUUGGCAUUUCCUCCUUCGCUGGGGCUUCAGUACAAAACCCGGGAGAGAUGUUUGGCAGCUAAAACCUCCUCCAUCCAGAGGCUGCUGCUAGGCUGAGAACUCCAAACUGGUCAUUUAACGUCCUAUCCUCGGCUUAACGUGCGUCGAAGCCCGCUGGACUCGAUUUCCAGCUCUUCUCACAUAGUCUUGUGGACUUUCAGGCAGGUGUCCCCCGCCCGGGAGCCCCAGGAUCAUAAAGAAUGGAAGAGGAGUC